This is a messenger RNA of Plutella xylostella (diamondback moth), 1130 nucleotides long. RefSeq names its product methyltransferase-like protein 22. NCBI's taxonomy places the organism in Eukaryota, Metazoa, Arthropoda, Insecta, Lepidoptera, Plutellidae. Gene Ontology annotation, biological process: protein methylation. The record is from RefSeq and is a predicted model, not a curated record. Gene Ontology annotation, cellular component: nucleus. Gene Ontology annotation, molecular function: protein methyltransferase activity.
GUAUUUUUAUAUAAAUACUAGAUUUUAUUUUCACGCAGUGUCUUGGCAAUUAUACGUCAUUAAAGAAUUCGCACUAGCCAACUGUAUAGUAAUUUAUUUUAGAAGUGUUAGAAAUUGGAAGAUGUCCAAUUUUUUCAUGCUGUCUUCCUUAUUGAUUUAAUAUUUGUGAAAUAUCUGCCUGAGUGACCAGAGCUGAAGCUCCGUCAACUAGACAAGAUGCCAGAGUUGAAAGUGACCUCAGAAAUUUAUAGCGAAUAUGACUACCAGACAACGAAAGAUCCUUCUAUUGAAGGCAAUGUCAUAUCAGAAUUUCCCUUUCUACUGCCUAAAAAGAAAGAAACUUUAACUUUUGAUGAAGACAGUGAUCUAGAUGUUGAAAGACCGAAAAAAGAAGUUAUCAGAAUAGAACAUAGCCCGCGCACCAACAUAGCCCUAGUCGGGCUGCAAGUAUGGCGCGGCGCGUUCCUCCUGGGCGACCUACUCAUCAGCCUCGGCCUCCGCGGGGAGCUGGCGGGCCGGACCGUGCUGGAGCUGGGGGCCGGGACCGGGAUCACCAGCUUUGUCGCCUCUAUUUAUGCCAAGCGGGUUGUGUGUACAGACUUAAACUACGGCGGGAUUCUCGACCUGAUAAAGCUGAACUCGAAGAACAACGCUCAGCUGAUAAAGUCUACGUUCAAGGUGCUUCCCCUCGACUUCACGGAGACGUCGUGGAGCGAGGAGCUGAGCCGGGAGGUCGCCGACACUGACAUCAUACUCGCUGCUGAUGUAAUCUACGACGACGACAUAACAGCCGCCUUCGUGUCGACCCUGCAGCGAAUCCUCAACACGCGCCCGCCCAAGACUCUCUACAUGGCUCUAGAAAAACGAUACGUCUUCACCAUUGAGCACCUAGACUCCGUCGCGCCCUGCUACGAAACAUUCCUCACACUCAUAGACAAAGUCAACACAGAUAACCCCCAUUCCAAAUGGACCAUGGAGUUAUUACCUCUGAAUUUCCCCAAAUACUUCACCUACGAGAGAGCAAAGGAACUUUUGCUGUGGAAAAUAUGCUCCACCCCGUGUUAAAACAAAGACAUGCUACUGUGAUAUUAUAAUGUUUUAUUUAAAUAAAUAAAUAUCUGUAUAAAUAA